AUGCGACGAGGGCACAUCGUGACAUGGGGCCUUGCCCCGUGCAAGUACGGAAGGGUGCCGGCAGAACGGUUGCGGCUGCCAACGGCGUCGCCGCCCUUUGGCUGCUCCUCACCCCGACGCUCAUUUCACGCUAAAUUCAGGGGUAUGGCUGUGGCCUUCCUGGGCACGGGUUCGGGCGUGCCUUCGCUUGAGCGCAAUGUCACCUCCAUCGCCAUCAAGCUCGAGAGCCGAACCAUAAUGGUGGACUGCGGUGAAGCGACGCAGCAUCAGUUCAUGAAGUGCCCCGGGCUGACGCUCCAGAGCGUGGAGCACAUUUUCAUCACACACCUCCACGGCGAUCACAUCAUGGGUCUGGGCGGCGUCGUUCACGGGAUCUGCUGCGGCCUGGAGAGCGGGCGGAUGCAGCCGCUCCACAUCUAUGGCCCGCCCGGCCUUCGGCGCUAUGUUCGAACCCUCCUCGAUACCACGCGGCCCACACUCGAUCUGCCGUUGUUCAUCCACGAGCUCGUGACCGCCGAUCCUCGCCUUCAAGCCAAGAACAAGCCCGAUGUGCCCAGGCUCAGAGACACGGACAUACCGAUGGACGAAGCAACGGGAACGUGGAACGUCUUCUCCGACAAGAAGAUCAGCAUACGAGCAGGGCCGCUGCAGCACAAGGUGCCCUGCUGGGGCUACGUCGUGAAGGAGGCCGACUCGCAGGGCAGCAUAGACGUGGAUCUGUGCGUCGCCAAGGGCCUGCCUCCCGGACCCCUCUACAAAGAGCUGAAGGCGGGACGCUCCGUCGCCCUCCCCAGCGGCGCCAUGUUGCAUCCGUCGGAGGUGGUGGGUCCGCCCAAGGUGGGCCGGAAGCUGGUGGUGUUGGGGGACACCUGCGACUCGAGCGGCAUCGCGGAGAUCGGCCGGGGCGCCGAUCUGCUGAUCCACGAGUGCACCCUCCCCCGCCGACUCGCCAGCGAAGCCUACAAGCGAGGACACUCAACCGCUGCCAUGGCGGGACGAUUCGCCAAGAGUCUGCACGCGAAGAAGCUCGUCCUCACCCACUUCAGCGCUCGCACGGCUACUCCCGGUGAGGAGAGCGUUGAGGACAUGGUGAAGGAGGCGGGUCAGGUCUUUGGCGGGCCUGUGGGGUCAGCUCAUGACCUCAUGUGGUUGGAGGUGCCACCAACAAGAUAA
Molecule: messenger RNA, 1173 nt
Organism: Acanthamoeba castellanii str. Neff
Lineage: Eukaryota; Discosea; Longamoebia; Acanthamoebidae
Product: metallobeta-lactamase domain containing protein
Exons: 9
Coding region: 1-1173 (390 amino acids)
Cellular component (GO): nucleus
Molecular function (GO): 3'-tRNA processing endoribonuclease activity
Source: RefSeq, a predicted model, not a curated record